AUGGAGAGAGAGCUAGGGAUGUAUGGAAAUGAUAGGAGUAGAUCAAGAUCACCUGUACGUCGUCGUUUGAGCGACGACAGAGACAGGUACGAUGAUUAUAACGAUAGUAGCAGUAAUAAUGGUAAUGGCAGUCGUCGUCAGAGACGCGACCGAGGCUCCCGUUUCAAUGAUCGGUACGAUCAGAGUUAUGGUGGCAGCCGCUACCACGAUGAUAGGAACUGGCCCCCUCGCCGAGGAGGCCGUGGCAGAGGAGGAAGCAGAUCAUUCAGAGGGGGACGCGGUGGCGGUAGGGGUCGUACUUUAGGUCCAAUUGUUGAAAGAGACUUAGAAAGGCAAUUUGACGCGACCAAGAGAAAUUUUGAAAAUAGUAUCUUCGUGAGAAACUUGACUUUUGAUUGUACCCCUGAAGACCUUAAGGAAUUGUUUGGUACAGUGGGCGAAGUUGUGGAGGCUGACAUUAUCACAUCAAAGGGCCAUCACCGUGGUAUGGGGACUGUGGAAUUUACCAAAAACGAAUCUGUCCAAGAUGCCAUAUCGAAGUUUGAUGGUGCCCUCUUUAUGGACCGGAAACUAAUGGUAAGACAGGAUAAUCCUCCUCCUGAAGCUGCCAAGGAAUUUUCUAAGAAAGCUACUAGGGAAGAAAUAGAUAAUGGGUUUGAAGUGUUCAUCAUCAAUUUACCGUACUCUAUGAAUUGGCAAUCCUUAAAAGAUAUGUUUAAAGAAUGUGGUCAUGUCUUGCGUGCCGAUGUAGAAUUGGAUUUCAACGGAUUUUCAAGAGGAUUCGGUUCUGUCAUUUAUCCUACUGAGGAUGAAAUGAUUAGAGCUAUCGAUACAUUCAACGGCAUGGAAGUAGAAGGUAGAGUUUUGGAAGUUAGAGAAGGGCGUUUCAACAAGAGAAAGAACAAUGAUCGUUAUAAUCAAAGGCGUGAGGACCUUGAAGAUACCAGAGGUACUGAACCAGGUCUUGCGCAGGAUGCCGCUGUCCACAUUGAUGAAACUGCAGCAAAAUUUACUGAAGGUGUCAAUCCAGGAGGGGAUAGAAACUGUUUCAUUUAUUGUAGUAAUUUACCAUUCUCAACAGCAAGAAGCGAUUUAUUCGACUUGUUUGGGCCUAUCGGCAAAAUCAAUAACGCGGAAUUGAAACCACAGGAAAAUGGUCAACCAACUGGUGUUGCUGUUGUAGAAUAUGAAAAUUUAGUAGAUGCAGAUUUUUGUAUUCAAAAAUUAAAUAAUUAUAAUUAUGGUGGUUGUAGUUUACAGAUCUCUUAUGCUAGACGUGAUUAA
Molecule: messenger RNA, 1284 nt
Organism: Saccharomyces cerevisiae S288C
Lineage: Eukaryota; Fungi; Ascomycota; Saccharomycetes; Saccharomycetales; Saccharomycetaceae
Gene: GBP2
Product: single-stranded telomeric DNA-binding/mRNA-binding protein
Exons: 1
Coding region: 1-1284 (427 amino acids)
Biological process (GO): nuclear mRNA surveillance
Cellular component (GO): chromosome, telomeric region; cytoplasmic stress granule; cytoplasm
Molecular function (GO): chromatin binding; RNA binding; nucleic acid binding
Source: RefSeq, marked reviewed